AUGAAUUCUUGCAAAAACCGUGGUUCAGAGCUUUAUAAAAGUUGUUUUGAUAGGGUCUUACAAAAACCUAGUCCAGAGCUUGCAAAAUUCACCGGAAACUUGUCAAUUACCAAGAUGAAGAAGGCUUUAAUGUCACUUCUUUCAAGCUUGAACCGCCAAAGGUUUAGGAUAUCUGCUCCUCUCCUCUCGAGAAAUUAUUCUCCAUCGACAUUGUCUUCUUCUUCACCGCUUCACUCAACGGGCACUCGCAUGAUUCAAUCCCCUGCCAAAAUCCAUUCCUCAAUCUUCCAACCCCACCGAUUCCAAACAAACCCGCUUCGUAAACUCGGUACCCUUGCGGAAAACCCAAUCCAAUCGUCCUCGAAACCAAGGGAGAAAUCUGAUCUUGUGGAAGUUUUCGAAUCUGCUAAAACCACUGAAGAGAUGAUCAGAGUUUUCACAUAUAUGGAAGGCUGUUUUGAUAAGAGAGAGCUUGCGAUAGCUUCGUUGAAAAUAGGACGCAAACUCGAACGAGAAGGUGAAGACCCGGAAACGAUUUGCCCUUUUGCGGAAAAAGCAAUCGACUUAUUGCGUGAACAUGGAGAAGUUUCAAUACUUGUUGUCAUGACUUAUCAGUUGUUUGGGUAUUUUUUUCACGCUGUAGAAAAAUUUCAUCAUCACAGCAUAGCGUCUUUUAAUAAGGGUAUUAAGUUACUUGAGUGGAUAAAGAAAGAGGGUCUUACUGAGGAUAUCAGCGCUAUGCAUCGUGCACUGCACACGGAGGAGUUUGUGAGUGAUGCUGAGCAUUCGCGUUACAGAAACUGGGUCAAAGUCUUGAAGAGUUGGGGCGUUGGUUCCGAGUCGAUUCGUGCCGAUAUCAUAGCCGUCGAUAAGCAGAUCAAGUGGGGGAGGUACGAUGAGGCGGUUUACGAUUUGGCACGUAUAGUUAAGCGGACGGAAGAAGACAGUGAGGAUCGAGCUCUAACGUCUGUUUUGAUGGGAAAGGCUCUGUUUCGUCGGGGAAAUAUUGAUGAUUCGAACAAGUGGUUUGAGGUUGCUUGUGGGAUUCUUGACAAGAAAGCCAGAGCUUUUCCGAUUGAAGUUUGUACAGCAUACUAUGAGAUGACAAACCUAUAUGACAGUAUCAACGAGCCUGCUGCGGUUCCAUCUUUAUUGAGGUACAAGGUAUAUGAUUUACUCACCAUGAUCGAGCUUCGAAUGGAACUUACCCGAAUCUAUACAGACCAUAUCAAAGGCUUAAAGCAAGAAUCGAACGAGCCACCCCCGUAGAGGAAGUCUGUCGAGGAAAGCCAUCCACGCAAUGAGACUGUAUUUGGGAAUAAGAAGAGGAAACCAAAGCAAUGAAUGCCAAUGGACUUUAGGAUUUUUCACUCGGAUGUCAUUCCAAAGGUCAUUAACGUUCUUGGAGACCGAAGGCAGAAAAGUGGAAGCUUCAGCCCUUAGCAUCAGAAUUUAAUUAAAACUCCAACUCAUAUUGGAUUUAACAGGGACAGACCAGAAUUUGCUUAAGAUAUUGAAUUUGAUUGUAUAUAGAAUACAAAUAUAUAUGUAUUAUGUUAUUAAAGUGUGUGGUUAAUGAA
Messenger RNA from Hibiscus syriacus, 1580 nucleotides. RefSeq lists its product as uncharacterized. Gene Ontology annotation, molecular function: protein binding. NCBI's taxonomy places the organism in Eukaryota, Viridiplantae, Streptophyta, Magnoliopsida, Malvales, Malvaceae. The coding region runs from base 1 to 1269 and encodes 422 amino acids. The transcript has 3 exons. The record is from RefSeq and is a predicted model, not a curated record.